AUGUAUUUCAGAAAGAGAGGUACCACAGACAAAAUUGGUCUCUGCCUAACAUACGGCCUGAUUACGUAUAUGGGGGCAAUAUCUGGGCCUUUUUUACUGUGGGAUGAACUAAGGGACAGCCCAGUUACUCGCAUGGGUCUGGUGUUUUUAAAUGCAAUGGUAUUUCUUGACAUAUUUUUGCUAAUUUAUGUGAGCACAACGAGAGGGUAUGUGGAGACAGAGGAGUAUGUGCCGGGUGGGAAAUUCUGCUAUGACUGCAAGAAGGCUAAGCCUGAAAGAGCCCACCACUGCUCAAGAUGCAAAACAUGCAUUAACAGAAUGGACCACCACUGUCCUUGGGUUGGCUCUUGCGUGAAUGCAAAUAACUUGGGAAACUUCAUUAAGCUCAUAACCUGCAUAUUUCUGAGUUCUGUUUUGUGCUUAGGUCUCCAUGGGUACGCAUUCCAUAAGAAAGUGCAGGUUUUGCAGGACCCUUUUUCUGUAAGCACAAAGAUCUGCAUGAUUGGGCUGAAUAUAUGCUUGCUUACGCUUAUAUCGUGCGGGGUAUUAUUGAUUCUCAUACGGCAGCUAAGGCUUCUAGCUCGAAAUAUAACGUAUUUAGAGUCCUUGCAGAUAAGAAUUUUGAAAAGACUUGGGGUGGUUGUGCCACAUAACCCGUACGACAAGGGCACACUGCACAACAUAAGAAAUUCACUCGGCGGAAUUAAGGGGUUUCUUUUGUGCCAAGAGCCAGAGGAUGCGCACGAAUUCGGAUACUCCGAAUACUGGCCACCCAUGCGCAUGUCCAAGUCUGUUACAAGCAGCAGGGUGGCAAUUAACACAGACGGCACGCGCAAUGUAGAGUAA
Molecule: messenger RNA, 846 nt
Organism: Nematocida ausubeli
Lineage: Eukaryota; Fungi; Microsporidia
Exons: 1
Coding region: 1-846 (281 amino acids)
Biological process (GO): protein targeting to membrane; peptidyl-L-cysteine S-palmitoylation
Cellular component (GO): Golgi apparatus; endoplasmic reticulum
Molecular function (GO): protein-cysteine S-palmitoyltransferase activity
Source: RefSeq, a predicted model, not a curated record